AUGACUGACAGCCCUAUCUAUUCGACCUUAGAGCUCCCUGGCCCACCUCAAGUCCAAGAUGACUCCAGAUGGAAGCUCAAAGCUGUCUUACACCGGCCCUGUUUUUCCUACUUUGUGAUGGUGGCUUUGGGACUUUUGACUGUGAUUCUCAUGAGUCUACUGAUGUACCAACGGAUCCUGUGCUGUGGCUCCAAGGACUCUACGUUUGCCCACUGCCCCAGCUGCCCCAACCUCUGGAUGAGGAAUGGUAGCCACUGUUACUAUUUCUCAAUAGAGAAAAAGGACUGGAACUCUAGUCUGAAAUUCUGUGCAGACAAAGGCUCAAAUCUCCUUACGUUUCCGGACAACCAGGGAAUGAACCCCUUGCAAGAGUACCUGGGCCAGGACUUUUACUGGAUUGGCUUGAGGAACAUUGAUGGCUGGAGGUGGGAAGGUGGCCCAGCUCUCAGCUUAAGGAUUCUUACCAACAGCUUGAUACAGAAGUGCGGUGCCAUCCACAGAGCUGGCCUCCAAGCCUCCAGUUGUGAAGUUGCUUUGCAGUGGAUCUGUAAGAAGGUCUUACCCUAA
Arvicanthis niloticus (Nile rat) is the source of this 567-nucleotide messenger RNA. It is a transcript of the gene Klrg1, whose product is annotated as killer cell lectin like receptor G1. Lineage: Eukaryota; Metazoa; Chordata; Mammalia; Rodentia; Muridae. The record is from RefSeq and is a predicted model, not a curated record.